UAUUUUAGUUGAUUUAAAACGUGUUUAGUGUGAUUUAUAAACGCGUAAAGAGAUCAUAGGCCUCGGCUUGUGAUUGUGUCGGCCAACCUUAGCGAUUUAAUUGUUACAUUGUUAACGGAGCUAGCAGAACUUGAAAACGAACGUUUACCUAAGGCGGGCCGGGGUUGUCUUUUUAACCGACAAAAGCCUUGAAACGAGUCUCGUUUAUGUUGUGUUUUUAUUGUGUAUGUGUGAGAAAGAGUGUGUGUGUGUGUUUGUGGCCGACGUCGUUGUUCUCGCUCUCAUCAGCCGUCCACUGCCUCCCUCUUCGGGGAAGACUUUGUUUGAGCUGGCCGAGGCUUCAUGAAUGCCUCCCUUCCCCCCCUCCCCAGUUCUCUGGCGAAACAGGAACAACUUCUUUUAGGAAAAAGGAAAAAAAAAGUUCCUGGAGUUUCAAGCGCCAUGGAAUUACUUUUGUCCGCCAAGAGUUGUCCAGUGAGGCGCUGAGAUUUCAGGGAGGAGGAGGGGGAAAGCCUGGUACUUCCAACAGUUGUUGUGUGCAUUAGGUUUAUUUGCAGAGUUUUGUGUUUGUAGAUGGGAGCGUGUGCUCAUUUUUAGAUCGACUUCCUUUCGAGCAAUCCCCGUUUGAGAGACUUGUGGCUUUGUGUUGUUAUCUUGGCCAACACAAGAGAGCUGAGUGUGACAAAGAAUGUGUUUUGCAUUUUGCCAUUCUAUAACUUGACUCACGUGGAGGAAAAAGACUACAUGUCCCUUUUAUUCGUGCAAAUCUAAGGUGUGAAUGACUUGUGGCUGUAGGUUGUCGUGAGAGGACCAGGUUCCUGCCUAGCCUCUGUGGCUGACCGGGGAGGAGUCGGGAGUGGAGAGCAGACAUCAGUGCCCAGGGGACCUGAGGCCUGGUUCUCCAUAUGAGGCCCUGCUGAAAGGGCAGGGGGGCUUCUGAGUGUGCCUGAGGGCCGUUGAAAGCCCCCUUGGGAGAAUUUCAUAAAUACACAAAGAACAAGGAAAGCCUUCUGGACUGUUGUUUUUGUUUUAACACACUUUUUCUUACACACACACACACACACACACACACACACACACACACACACACACACACACACACACACACAGACAAGGACAUAGAGAGAUGUUGGAGGUGCAAGAGGAGAGGCCAGCGGCGGCAGGUACAGCAGCGACACAUUUCAGCAAGAAGGAGCGAGGGAAGAAAGAGAGGGAGGAGGCCAAGGACAGUCGAGGGAACCUGUCGAACAUCGGAAAUCCUGUUGGCGGCUCCAGGAACGUGCGUGCUAAAGCUCCGCUCACACACACGGGCAGCCCUCACCAGCUCAUCACUCCUCCCUGUUCUGUUGUCCUGGGAGCCCCAUCAAUGCACUCCAAUAGGCUAAAGAACUCCCCGUCCACCAACACACAAAGCCCUAAACCCAAGACGGAGGCCAUGGUACGAUCACCUCCUGUCAUGUCCCCCUCUACUGCCGCCCAGAUGGACUCUAAAAUGCCCAAUCAGGGUAAACCAGGGAGCACAGGGAGCCAAUCACAGCCCUCUCCCUGUGACCCCAAAAAUAUGGGUGCCAAAGCGGCUCAAAAUGUUGCAGGGGGAAUGGGGCUGAAGAAUGGCCAGGGCCUGACGUCCAGCUCAAGCUCCAAGGUGAAAGGCAAAAGGGAGAGAAGCACCUCGGUGGAGUCGUUUGAACAGCCAGAGAGCGGCACCCCAACUAGUGAAGACAAAGAUAGUAGUAGGGUGAAAAGGAUGUGUGUGGCAGAGAGGAGGCAGCCAUACAGUGGCGCUGACUGGUGCUCGGGGGGUGAGAGUGAUGAAGAUGACAGAAGUUUUUUCAAUUGUAACUCUGGUGAUGUAAAGCCCCAGGACUCUGUCGCACAUUCUACCUCCAAUGCUGGACUCAGUCGAUCCUCCACACCCUCCCACAGUACGCUGGGGGGCCAAAGCUCCACAACAGAACCUGCCAGUGGCCAGAAACAGGGCUCAAAACUUGUUUAUGUCUUCACCACAGAAAUGGCAAACAAGGCAGCUGAUGCAGUUCUAACUGGCCACACAGAAAACAUCAUUACCUUCCACAUGAAAAACAUCUCCAACAGCAAAGAAAAAGCUCACCUCUUGAACAAUCCAUCUGGCAUCCUACAAAAUGACUCCAAGCCUCCGCAGCUGCCUCCGUCCCAUGGCCAAGAUCAAAGCCACCAGCCUGGAUCCAAACCAUCCUUACCUGGAAUGGCAGAGCCAACACCACCGCAGCCUUCAAAUCAAGGGAACCAAUCCUGUGUUCUUACACAGGAAGGGCCGUCCUCAGGAGGCAUAGAAUCCAAAAAUAUUCCAGGCAGCAGCCCCAGCAAUCCAACAGCCUCGGUUGACUCAGCCCCCGUCAACCAGCCUGAAGCAGGCCUCAACCCUCCAUCAUCAGUUGAAGGAGGACAAGGUGGAGGCUCGGUUGGAGUCGGUCUGACCCCCCAACAGCAGCAGCAACAGCAGCAGCUUGCUCAGGAGUUGUUGAACAUGGAGGCCAACACGGAGGGCCUGUCACAAGAACAAUUAGAACAUCGCCAGCGUUCCCUGCAAACUUUGCGAGAUAUUCAGCGCAUGCUCUUCCCUGAUGAUCGUGAUGCCCCACCAGCAGGGCCCCCUCAAACUCAUAGUGGACCCCAUGAUGGAGGCCCUGAUGGUGGACCUCGGCGAUCGGAGCAGGGCCCUUUACAAGCUAUGAUGGCACAAUCUCAGAGCCUUGGACCAGCUGGUGGACCUGGAGGACCUCGUCCUCCAGGUCCACCCUUUGGGCCACCCCAUGGGCCAAGGGACAUGCCAGCAUUUCAGCCAGAUGAAAUGGGUCAUAUGGGUCCAGGCAGCUGUGGAGAAGGAGAUCAGAUGACCCCAGAACAGGUGGCUUGGUUGAAGUUACAGCAAGAGUUUUAUGAGGAGAAAAGAAAAAAACAAGAAAUGCAACAUCGACCACUUCCUCCUGACAUGAUGAUGCACCCCCAUGGUCCUCGUGGCAUGAUGCGAGGGCCUCCGCCUCCUUAUCAAAUGGGCCCUGGAGAGAUGUGGGUAGGACCAGGAGGUCCACCAGAGCAUUAUCCAGAGCGAAUGGGAAUGGGACCUGGUCCCAGGGGCAUGCCCCCACAUAUGCAGAGGAUGCCAGGCUUCUCUGGUAUGAUGAAUCCUGAGAUGGAGGGUCCCCCACGACCUGGAAUGGGCUGGCCUGAUGACAUGCCUCCCCGAAUGGGAGAAGCACGGGGGUUCCCUGGAGGGCCUGGUGGAAUGUUUGCUGGUCCCGGGCCUCGUGGUGAGCGUUUCCCGAAUCCUCAGUCAGUCCAAGAGGCAAUGUUCCACCAAGGAAUGAGUGGAGAGAAGGGCAUUCCCCCAGGAAUGAUGAUGGAUGUUCAAAGGAUGAUGGGACACCAAAGAGGUGGAAUGGAACCUGGUAAUGGCAUGGGUAUGUUCCCCAGAAUGCCUGGUGAAGGCCCCAUGAGUCCGUCCUCAAGGCUCCAAGGGAUGGGAGGACGGGAAAUGGGGCCUGAGUUUGGUAUGGGGCCUGGGCCUGGGCCAGGACCUCAUAUGCAUCCUUCCAAAUUACGAGAUCCACCAAUGAACAUGAGUCCAGAUGAAAUGAUGAGAAUGAGAGGUAGUGGAGGACCUCCAAUGGAGAACAUGGGGCCACAAGGCAGGCCCAUGCAGGUUCCCACCUUUCCUGAGCAGGCACCAUCAGACUUUCCAAUGGGGUCUGGUCGACCCUUUCCUGGGGGAAUGAGAGGUCCACAUGCCGAUCCAGCAUUUGGUCCAGAGCACAGAGCUACACCGUCAGGAGGUAACGGUCGUAUUAACCACCUCUCCUCAGGAGGUGGUCCUGCACAAGGUCAAAGGAGCCGUAAACCAACAGAUCUGAAUGUACAAACUGGAGGGCACUCUCCCAGUGUUAACCCACUUAAAUCCCCUCCUUUGAGGCAAGUGCAGUCCCCCAUCAUGGGCUCUCCUUCUGGAAACCUUAAAUCUCCUCAAACACCGUCCCAGCUGGCUGGCAUGCUGACUGGUCCCACAGGCCCCAGUGCUCCUCCAGCUCCUCCAACUUCAGCACCAAUGAAAUCACCCCACUCCAUGAUGGGAUCAGCAGGUGCCUCUCCUGUUCAUAUGAGGUCUCCAUCUCUUCCAAACCCCUCUCCGUCAUGGGUCUCUUCACCAAAACCACCCAUGCAGAGUCCUGGAGUGCCCCCUCAGGGUGGCAAGCCUCCACUCAGCCUCACUUCACCAAACAUGAUGGGGAUGGAGCAGAGCGUUAAUGGCCCUCCCUCAGCCCCUCCCUCAUCAGGAGCACCAUCCGGCGCCAUGUCCCUCCCAGGCAACGUCCCCUCUGGCAGUCCGUACACUAUACCUCCUGAACCAACUCUAUCCCAGAACCCGCUGUCUAUCAUGAUGUCACGCAUGUCCAAGUUUGCAAUGCCCAGCUCAACCCCCCUUUACCAUGAUGCCAUAAAGACUGUUGCCAGCUCAGAUGAUGACUCGCCUCCAGCUCGCUCCCCCAACCUGCCUUCAGUGAACAAUAAUGGUAUGGCAAUGAAUCACCAAGGAAAUCCACGCAUGAUGGGACCUGGGAGUGCUGGACCCAUGCCUGCGCUCAGCCCUUUGGGUAUGAAUCCGAUGGGAUCCCAGCCUCUUUCCCAUGGCAUGCCCCCACAGAUGCCCUCUCCCAAUGCUCCUAAUAUGGGACCAGGCAUGAUAUCUCACGGCAUGAUGAUGCAACCAAAUCCCCAAGAUCCUGGUAUGCCAAACCCCCAAAUGAUGCCUCAAGGACGCAUGGGUUACCCUCACCGAAACCAGGGAUACCCCCUCACCCAGUCCCCUUCUCAGCAAGGACCUUUUUCUCCGCACAAUGGACCUGGUCCUCAAGGUUUUCCUGGUCAUCCAAUGGGCUUCCAGGGUGAGGGAGGACCUAUGGGAGGGCGAAUGGGGAACAUGCCUCAUGGGGGAGGGGGUGAUGGUGGCAUGUGCAAGCCUAAUACCCCGGGUGGACCAGAGUUCAACAACAUGCAAGGAGGAUUCAGUGAUGCAGACCUUCAUGAGGUAAUGCGACCAGGAGCCUCGGGCAUUCCUGAGUUUGACCUGUCCAGGAUAAUCCCAUCAGAGAAGCCCAGCCAGACUUUGUCGUAUUUCCCCCGAGGUGGAGGAGACAACCCUGGGGGAAAACCGCCUCACCCCUCUGGAUUUCCCAUACAGGGAAUGAUGAGUGAUGGUCCACCGAGGAUGGGGAUGCCUAUGCAGGGGAUGGGGGGAAUGUCGGGGGGACCUGGUGGGGGAAUGGGCCCUCAAGACAUGCCAAUGGGCAACCCUGGUCACAAUCCAAUGCGGCCGCCAGGUUUCAUGAGCCAAGGCAUGAUGGGCCCACAGCACCGGAUGAUGUCCCCUGUAGGUCCAGGAGGAAUGAUGCAGGUGAGACAAAUGGCUCACCCAGGCCCUGGUGGCUCACCUAAUAUGAUGAUGUCACUUCAGGGCAUGGGGGGCCCUCCACAGCAGACGAUGAUGAUGGGAGGCCAAAUGAGGCCGCGUGACAUGGACAUGGGGUUCAGUCCGGGUCCAGGAAUGUUCUAACCCAACACAAACCUUGUAACUAGAAUGUUCUUGGACAAUACACGAGGAUGGUUUAAAGAUCAUGGAGUGUAGCAAGUAUUCAGACAACUGACAGACUAAAUAAAUCAAAACAAAACACAAGUGUGUGUCCAGAAAAUGCAACAGUGGAGCCAACCUGCCAGCCAAGUCAAGUUUCCAGCAGAGACUAAGAUGGAGUACUUUGCCACACGAACAUUUAGUUUCAACUCGAGAACUGCAGAAUGUAUGGGAUUGUUGUGCAUCGAUUUCACAGAACUCUUGAUGUGUUUUUUUUAAUAUCUGACUAUAAAGAUGACUUUGACAACAAAGAGGAACCAACCUAAGUAAGUCAGCGUGGAGAUGCUACAGUAUAUGUCUACUUUUUUUCAAAAAAACAAACAAACAAAAAAAAAAACAAAUUUGUCACAAAGUGGUAUGGAACCAGAGAAAGGAGGAAGAAUAAUUUGUGCUUUGUGAAGACUUUAGUGGAAAUCCAUUUUGUCUCUCGCGCCAUUGUUUUGACUGUUUCUGUACAGUAUAUACGUGAGAGUGUGUGUGCGCGUGUGUGUGUGCUGGACAGAUUGGAUGUUUGUGUGUGGUGUGUAUGUGUCUGUAUGUAUAGGCAUUCUAUCAGUGACCUCUCAAGUCCUCUUGCCCAACUUUCAUAGGGGGAGGAACGCCCCCUGAAAAUACUGUACGGUUUACCAUUGGUGGGCUAUUCAAAUUUUAGUCUAUUUUAAUUUCCUUUGUAACUCCAGUGUAUAACAAACCAAACUAUGACCUCAUUAAGAUAAUAGUAUUAUUAAAAAAAGCACAAACAUGGACCACCUGCAGAAAGCGUCUUCUUUUCUGUUCUUUUUUUUUUAUUCUAUUUUUACAUUUGAGAGCAAUGUGAAGAUCCUGGCAGCUCUACGGCACCAUCAUCUCCAGUCCAUUUCAAGUCGUGGACGACGUUCAGACAUAGUGUUCCGAAACCUUUAGGAUUCAACUUUCGCCAGCGUGAAAAAUAUUGCUAAUACCCAGACGUGCUAUGUGUGUUCUUGUUGUGUUCCUGUUUUGUUUUGACUCGUUGACUCUGGGUAAUAAUCAUUCCCACAGCAAUAAUCCCCCUCACCCCCACCCUCCUUGACGGUCGACAGAAUGGGACAGGAGUGGCUGGAGUGCAAGAGCAGGUAAUGUAGACUUAGAGCUAGGUAGAUCUGGUACCAGUUUAGUACGGCAGGUGUGUCCAGAGUGAGACACGCUGAAAUGUAAACAUGUACUGCUUUCCAUCCAGUUGGCUUCCUCUUUUCUCUAUUGUAUAAGCUUGUCAUGUGUUUCUCCAUUGGCUUUGGUGCAGAAUAGCCUACCAGGGCUGUGGUGAUGGACUACAAAUAAAAGAUAUUGUUUUGGUAUAUA
Messenger RNA from Nothobranchius furzeri (turquoise killifish), 6982 nucleotides. The record is from RefSeq and is a predicted model, not a curated record. NCBI's taxonomy places the organism in Eukaryota, Metazoa, Chordata, Actinopteri, Cyprinodontiformes, Nothobranchiidae.